AUGGAUCGAACUUAUCAGCCCGAGUUUAAUGAAUUUGAGGGUGUUGAUUUCUCGCAACAUAACCGACCAAUGCAUCAGCAAAUGAAUUUUCAAAACAGACAAUCACCGACUCAAAACCGAUAUGCUAGAUAUGAUGUAGGUGAAGUGGAUGGGUAUUAUGACCAGUUUGGAUGUGAUGGGUAUAAUGAUUUUGCGCCUCCACCUCAACAGUUUAUUCAAAGAGGUCAGAAUAGAGUCAGUUUGGGUGAGCAAAGGUUUAAUAAUGCUCAACAGAAUAGUUAUGGAAGAUCUAGUGUUCCAGCUGAAGGUCCGAAUGAUGAGAUAAUGGAAAUGUUGAAACAAAUGAAGAAGGAUCUAGAGUUACGAGCUAAGGCAUAUCAAGCAUUAGACAAGCAAGUUGCUCAGUUGGUGAUUGAGGUGAAGGAAGUGGCAGACUCAAGAGAUCAAGAUAACUAUGAAAGCAACUGGCAGACUCAAGAGAAUGAGCAAGCGGGUCAACAUGAGUCGGAUGAUAACUCCAUCAAUGAAAAGUUUGACACCAUCAUGGAGUUUUUGAAAGAUAUUCAGAAAAGCAAUGAGGUCAGAGAUAGGGAGGUCAAGGCGUUGUCACAGCAGGGUGUUGAGGGUGUGGCAGAUGAGAUAAAUGGGUCUGAGUGUAAGAAUGAACAUGAUCAGGAAAUUAAAAGUUUUACAAAAUCUAUAAAUGGUUCAAAUGGCAAGCUUUCUGAAAUUGAGAGCCCUGAUCAUGUUGAGUGUUUAGAAGAAUUAAGUAACAAUAAACGACGUCACAAAUUUCCUAAACAACUUAAUCUAUCUGCUAGUGUGAACGCUGUUUUGAUGGGUACCUCUCCCCCGAAAACUCAAGAUCCAGGAACACCUGUUAUUUCAAUACAAAUUGGUGAUGUUAAAUUAGACAUGGCUUUGUUAGAUCUUGGGUCUUGUGUGAGUAUUUUACCAGGGAGUUUAUAUGAUCAGUAUGAUUUUGGGUCACUACAAAAAGUUAAAACCACAGUGGUGUUGGCUGAUCAAACUCCUAUAGGUCUUAGGGGGAUUAUAAAGAAUGUGAUUGUAAAAGUUGGUGAAUUCUAUUAUCCCUUGGAUUUCCUAGUGCUCGAUUAUGCUAAGAAUGCACAACCAACUAUUAUUCUAGGCAGACCGUUCUUAGCUACAACAAAGGCUAUUAUCAAUUGUGCUGAGGGAACGGUCAGAAUGAGGUUUGGGGAUACGAAAAUGAGUUUAAAGUUGUUUUCUAAUUCACCUAAUCACAAAACUGAUAAAUGUGGAUCUCCUGAAAAGGAGAAUCAAACAGAGAAGAAAGAAUGUUUUAUGACUGACAGGGUACUUGAAGAUAAAGCAAAGAAGAAGUCAAAGAAAAGGAAAAGGAAAAAUGCUAAGGAAGUUCUUGAGUUCGAUUGUUACAGAGAAGCCUGUAAAUGGUAUGAUCAGGUAUGGGAAGAAACAGAUGGUGAGAAUAGAACAAACUCAGGAGCUGAAGGAAGGAAGCAUCCUACGAGACCACCAUAA
Helianthus annuus (common sunflower) is the source of this 1524-nucleotide messenger RNA. RefSeq lists its product as uncharacterized. NCBI's taxonomy places the organism in Eukaryota, Viridiplantae, Streptophyta, Magnoliopsida, Asterales, Asteraceae. The transcript has 3 exons. The coding region runs from base 1 to 1524 and encodes 507 amino acids. The record is from RefSeq and is a predicted model, not a curated record.